Messenger RNA from Phytophthora nicotianae INRA-310, 1928 nucleotides. RefSeq lists its product as hypothetical. The transcript has 3 exons. The record is from RefSeq and is a predicted model, not a curated record. The coding region runs from base 705 to 1928 and encodes 407 amino acids. NCBI's taxonomy places the organism in Eukaryota, Oomycota, Peronosporomycetes, Peronosporales, Peronosporaceae.
AAAAUGUCGGAGAGGUGUCUUGAACGUGUUUACAAAAGAAAUGCUGAAGUGCAUUCAGGACUGCUCGGUCAGGAGAAUACAUGAUGUUGCGAGAACAUACUUGUUACAGCAAGUAUCCAUAGGAUAAUGUCUUGUUUGGCAGCGCUUGUUGCUGAUGGCUACACUACAGCUUGAAACUUCAGUUUUUCUACGAUCAGUGGGCGGUUUUCUGGAAAAGUUAAUAAGGACAGACACAGCAACGUCAGUAGGAGCCCUUUGGAACGCCUUCACUAUUAUUAUCGACCAAGUUUGCCAUGGUGAAUGAUGCUUCUGGCGACGAGUACAAUGAUGACUUGGAGGUGGAGCAGCAAUUUGAUCAAGUUGCGGUAGGAAUACGAUGGCAAAGGGGAUGUUGCUUUUUCGAGGUGCCCACAGUUUAUUGUUUAUAGGAAGAUGGGGAAUCAGAAGCGGCUUGCAACCCAGAGACAACGGCAAUUGACGAAGUGGAGAAAGGUGUUGAUCAAUCAGAGAAUACCCUGCCCGCCGAGGAAAUCGCUACCUCCUCCACCGAACAGCAAGGUGAACCAAUUUCGGACGCUGAAACUGGACAUACUUUACCGCGUCUAGGGAAAUCACGGCAGCAAAACAAGCGGCGAGGUACGAAGAGCCAUUUUGGCAUAGCAGGAGACAAGGACGUGGAGAUCGCAGCGCUAAAAAAGAAGCUGAUGCAGGCCAAGAAAAUCAAUACUGAGCUGCACAACCAACUCCAGAGAUUCUACACAAAUGAUGUCAUCAUUCAGUUAGAGAAUCGCGUGAAAGAGAAACAAAAGCGAAUCGACGAGUUGCUACAGGAGAACAGAACACUGAAAAACUCAGAACGUUUGUUGACAAAGAAUAUCGAAGACAUUCAGAACUCAAAGGACGAUUUCCCUUCCAAGAAGCGUGCUUUGCAAGAGGAACUACGAGUUUGUAAGGAGAGAAUCAAGCAGCUCAAGGAGCAGUAUCGAGUAGCAGACGAGAAAGGCUUCAAGUUACACCAGCUGAGUUUUGAUCUGGCGGUCAAAAAUAAGGGACUAAGUGAAAAACUUCGACUGCUUGAGACGACCACAUCGACGUGUAUGUCACCAGGUCCCUCCAAUGUUCGUAUCGAAACCGGUGCUCUAAUGGAAGGACCUUCAUCCGAGGAGGUGCAGACCAUUCUCGCCAGCCAGGAAGAAGAAAUCACUCGGCUACAUCAGCGAGUUGCAUUGAUGAAGAAACGACACAAGGCCGAGCACGCCAAGUACGAGCGAUUGUUGAAGACUAGUCAAGGCGAAAUUGAUGACUCUCGUGCUGAGAUGGAGCAAUUUUAUCAGCAACUUUUCGCAAAAGAACGUGCAGCUCGAGUGCAAUUCUUGCACAUGAAGAAACUCAAACACGCGUUACAUGAGUUAGCGAAUACGCAGCAAACCAAUCAGCGUUUCCAGCCGUUCUUAGCGAACCGCGAAGUGCGAAUUAUGAACCGCAGCAACAAGCAGCAUCAAGUAGGUCCGCAAUCUCCGCAAAAGGGGCCCGCGAUAAAGGCAGGUCGGUGGAUCACUGAAGCGUUGCAUCAUCUCGGGUUUGUGAUGCCUCUUUCCUCACAACUUGACGGUUCAAUUAAGUCACCGGAUGAAAAUGUUACUGACGAGCAAGCCGACAUUCCUGAGAAUUGUAUCCAAGGCAGACUGGUUCCGGUCCCGCCUUCUGCAACGCGAUUUGCUGGAGGCGCAAGCACUCGCUCCCAGCUCUAUAACAACGGCUCGGAUGACAGAGCGAGAAAUAACGGUGCCAUCAGCGACGUGAGCGAGGAAUCCAACGAUGAGAGCAGCGAAAAGGACCAAGACACGACAGUAACACCCGCGACGACGAACGCUACAGCGCAUGCGCCAGAAAAUCCCGAGCGGAGGACUAUCCUGAGUGGCAAAUGA